This is a messenger RNA of Contarinia nasturtii (swede midge), 2688 nucleotides long. RefSeq names its product probable ATP-dependent RNA helicase DDX23. NCBI's taxonomy places the organism in Eukaryota, Metazoa, Arthropoda, Insecta, Diptera, Cecidomyiidae. Gene Ontology annotation, cellular component: catalytic step 2 spliceosome. The transcript has 9 exons. Gene Ontology annotation, molecular function: ATP binding; RNA binding; RNA helicase activity. Gene Ontology annotation, biological process: mRNA splicing, via spliceosome. The record is from RefSeq and is a predicted model, not a curated record. The coding region runs from base 155 to 2578 and encodes 807 amino acids.
AAUGCAACACAGAAUAUACCUGCAUUAAGUUUUCUUUAAACAAAUUCAUUCUAAAACAAUUAAAAUCAUACAAAAAAACUUGUUAGUUUAUAUUUUUAAGUAAAAAGUUGGUUCAAACAAAAAAAUAGAUUGGUUAAUAAUUUGAAAGUUUGCAAUGGGAAAUGAGCGAAAGCGACGUUCUCGUUCAAGGGAGCGACGAUCCAGAUCACGGUCUCCAAGAGAUCGAAACCGACGUUCAAGAUCGAAAGAAAAGUUGCGCGAAAAGGAUUAUCGCCGUAGAUCUCGUUCAAAGGAAGGCGACCGAGCCAGAGAUAAAGAUGCUGUUUCGUCAAAAGAUAGAUAUGGUGCUGAGCGCAUAAAAUCGGAAUCCAGUUCAAAAGGAAAACAUGAAGAGGAUAGAAAACCGAUAAAAUUCAGCAUGGAUACAAAACCGAAAUUGAAGGUCAAAGGCGAAGACGAAGAAGAAAAUGUUGACGAAAAGCCAAAGGAAGGCAAGAAAGCCGAACCACUUUCGUUGGAAGAACUUUUGGAAAAGAAGAAAGCCGAAGAGGCGGCUCGAAGUAAGCCGGUGUUUAUUACAAAGGAGCAACGUGCAGCCGAGGCACUCAAACGGCGCCAAGAAGAAGUUGCAGCGAUGCGUGCUGCACAAUCGGCUGUUACCCGAUUCGGCGACGUUCCGGUCACACAAAUAUUGAAUAAAGAGCGACGUGAAAAAGACCGUGACGAUAAGGAUAGACGCGAUAGAGACAGAGAGCGAGAAAGAGAACGUAGACACCGUGAAAAGGACCGAGGCGAUGACAAAGAAGAUCAAUCGCGACAACGUCUGGAUGAUCCGAGCAAAGACAAAGAGAAAGAGGCCGAGGCCAUUCGUGAACGGUAUUUGGGGUAUGUUAGGAAGAAGCGUCGUGUACGUCGUAUAAAUGAUCGCAAAUUUGUUUUUGAUUGGGACACAAAUGAAGAUACAUCGAAUGAUUACAACUUACUUUAUAAAGAUAGACAUCAUGUUCAAUUCUUUGGUCGUGGCAAUAUUGCUGGUAUCGAUAUUAAGGAACAGCGAAAGCAACAAUCACAUUUCUAUGGUGAUUUACUGGAAAAGCGACGUACCGAAGCUGAAAAAGAACAAGAAAAGGUUCGUUUGAAGAAAGUAAAGCGAAAGGAAGAUAAACAAAAAUGGGAUGAUCGUCACUGGUCCGAAAAGGAGGUGGAUGAAAUGACAGAACGUGAUUGGCGUAUUUUCCGUGAAGAUUACAAUAUUACGAUUAAAGGUGGAAAAAUUCCAAAUCCAAUACGAAACUGGACGGAAUCCGGGUUUCCAAAAGACAUUUUGGAUAUCAUUGAAAAGGUCGGAUACAAAGAACCAACACCCAUUCAACGUCAAGCCAUUUCAAUUGGAUUACAAAAUCGCGAUAUUAUUGGCGUUGCUGAAACUGGUUCUGGAAAAACUUUGGCAUUCUUAAUCCCAUUGUUGUCAUGGAUUCAAUCUCUACCGAAAAUCGAGCGUUUGGAAGAUGCCGAUCAAGGUCCAUAUGCUAUUAUUUUGGCACCCACUCGUGAAUUGGCCCAGCAAAUUGAAGAAGAGACAAAUAAAUUCGGUGAACCGCUCGGAAUAAGAACUGUUGUCGUUGUCGGUGGUUUGUCACGUGAAGAUCAAGGUUUUAAAUUGCGUAUGGGAUGUGAAAUUGUAAUUGCAACGCCGGGUCGUUUGAUUGAUGUGCUUGAGAAUCGCUAUUUGGUAUUGAAUCAGUGUACGUAUAUUGUUCUCGAUGAAGCUGACAGAAUGAUUGACAUGGGUUUCGAACCUGAUGUACAGAAGAUUUUGGACUUUAUGCCGGUCUCCAAUUUGAAACCGGACACUGACGAUGCCGAAGAUGAAAAUGUAUUGAUGCAAAAUUUCUACUCGAAAAAGAAGUAUCGACAAACUGUCAUGUUCACGGCCACGAUGCCUCCGCCUGUAGAGCGCUUAGCGCGAACCUAUUUACGAAGACCGGCCACCGUAUACAUUGGUUCAAUCGGUAAACCAACCGAACGUACAGAACAAAUAGCAUACAUGAUGGGAGAGAAUGACAAGCGCAAGAAAUUGGUUGAAAUUCUUAAUAGAGGUUUCGACGCUCCGAUUAUGAUUUUCGUCAAUCAAAAGAAGGGAGCCGAUGUUUUGGCAAAAGGAUUGGAAAAAAUGGGCCACAGCACGUGUACGUUGCAUGGUGGAAAAGGACAAGAACAGCGUGAAUAUGCUUUGGCUGCACUUAAAAGUGGUGCUAAGGACAUUUUGGUUGCUACAAAUGUUGCUGGAAGAGGUAUCGAUAUCAAAGACGUUUCAAUGGUCAUCAAUUACGACAUGGCAAAAACAAUCGAAGAAUACACACAUCGUAUCGGUCGUACUGGACGUGCCGGAAAAACUGGUGUCGCCAUUUCAUUCCUUACCAAAGAUGAUAGCCCAAUAUUUUAUGAUUUGAAACAAUGUAUUCUCAGCAGUCCAGUUAGUACUUGCUCACCCGAGUUGGCCAAUCAUCCAGAAGCCAUGCAUAAACCGGGCACAGUCGUUACUAAAAAGAGAAGAGAAGAGAAAAUUUUCGCUUAAUUUGCACAACACUAAAUGAUUUUCUUUUAUUUUUUUGAUCAUUAUCAUUUGAUUCUAUUCGCAGAAAAUCAUAUAUAUAAUAAACCUGAAUUGAAAUUGUGAAAAUUCAA